Megalobrama amblycephala (Wuchang bream) is the source of this 8447-nucleotide messenger RNA. Its product is annotated as receptor-type tyrosine-protein phosphatase eta-like. Lineage: Eukaryota; Metazoa; Chordata; Actinopteri; Cypriniformes; Xenocyprididae. Gene Ontology annotation, biological process: protein dephosphorylation. Gene Ontology annotation, molecular function: protein tyrosine phosphatase activity; protein binding. The record is from RefSeq and is a predicted model, not a curated record.
GUGUGUGUGUGUGUGUGACCCUCACAUUGGACAGUGGUGCUGUUACGUGCUUCGUGUGGGAGUUAUGCAAAUCUUCAUCAGAAUAGCUCAUUUUGAGCAGUGCUGGGAAAGUGUUUAGUGCAACUUGAACGAGAGUAGCCUAAAUAACAGGAAGUUUCAGUACUGAAAAAUCUUAAACAGAAGUUUAUAUAUAUACGGGUGUUGCCAAAAGAUGAAGAAAAAAACCGUGUGUGAAGUAUGAAGUUCCACAGUGGCCUGUUUAAAAUAGUGGACAUUAUAACUUCCUGUUUGGACUGGGGGGUGGGGGGUGGGGGUGGAAUAGCAGUCAUUAGUGAAGCGAUGCGAUUAUUGAAGCGAUGACUUUCGCAACGCCCGUUCCGUUCAGCCAAAUAAAGAAGAGGCGGAACAGAAAGAUUUAACUCUGGUGACAGCAGUCAGCUCCACCUUGAGCAAGAGCUCACACCUUUCACAUCAGUGCUCGAUACGGUUUGACAAGGACGUGACAGUUUAAAGAGUUUCAUCACUGAGCAAAGUCGCGGGGAAACUUAUCUGAACAGGAUAUGAAGAUCUCUGCUCAGGAGUAUUACGAUUCGUGAAUUAAGAUGGGAUGUCUUUCUGUCAAAACUUUAUGUAAAGGCAUAGCGAUUCUGUUCUUUGUCAAUUUUCAGGGGUUGAAUGUACAGAGUAAUGAGAGUACAGCUUUACCUGUAACUACAAACAGUUCUUCAACUCAAACAUCUUCUCAAACACCUGUCACAACACCCCCUGCCUCUACAAGCUCUUCUACAUCAACUCAUUCAACUUUACCUGUAACUACAAACAGUUCUUCAACUCAAACAUCUUCUCAAACACCUGUCACAACACCCCCUGCCUCUACAAGCUCUUCUACAUCAACUCAUUCAACUUUACCUGUAACUACAAACAGUUCUUCAACUCAAACAUCUUCUCAAACACCUGUCACAACCUUACCUGUAACUACAAACAGUUCUUCAACUCAAACAUCUUCUCAAACACCUGUCACAACACCCCCUGCCUCUACAAGCUCUUCUACAUCAACUCAUUCAAGGCCAGAUGUGAUCAGUAAUCUCAAAGUGACUAACAUCACAACAUCAUCUGUGUUUCUGAGAUGGGAUGAACCAAUUGAAAAUAUAACUUUCUUUAAAAUUACAUGGACUGGUGAUGAUGCAAAUGAAAAUACAACAACAACAACUAGCACUUCCUAUGACAUCACUGGUCUGACUGCUGGAGUUAAGUACACAUUUUGUGUCACUGCUGUUAUUGAACAUAACAAGAGAGAAAGUGAACCAUCCUGCAUCUCAACAUAUACUGAGCCAAAUAGGAUCAGUAAUCUCAAAGUGAACAACAUCACAACAUCAUCUGUGUUAAUGACAUGGGAUGAACCCAUUGGAAAUUUUUUUUUCUUUAAACUUAAUUGGAUGGAUAAGAAAACAAAUGGAAAUUCAACAGAAACUAGUAACACUUCCUAUCACAUCACUGAUCUGAUUCCUGGAGUCAAUUACACAUUCUGCAUCACUGCUGUGGCAGCAGAUCAUUCAACAGAAGGCAAAGCUUUCUGCAUCUCACAAUAUACAAAGCCAGAUGUGAUCAGGAAUCUAACAGUGUCUGAAGUCACAACAUCAUCUGUGUUUUUGACAUGGGAUGAACCAAUUGGAAAUAGAUCUUUCUUUAAACUUCAGUGGACUGAUGAUGAAACAAACAGAAAUGACACAAAAACUAGUAACACUUUCCAUAACAUCACUGAUCUGAUUCCUGGAGUCAAAUACACAUUUUGCAUCACUGCUGUGGCAGCAGAUGAAGACGAAACAAAAGGCGAAAAUUUCUGCAUCUCACAAUAUACCAAGCCAAAUGUGAUUGGGAAUCUCAUAGUGUCUGAAGUCACAACAUUAUCUGUGUUUCUGUCAUGGAAUGAACCGACUGGUAAUAGAUCUUUCUUUAAAGUUAAAUGGAGUGACAAAACAAAGGAAACUAGUAACACUUCCCAUCACAUCACUGAUCUGACUGCUGGAGUCAAUUACACUUUCUGCAUCACUGCUGUGGUAGCAGAUCAUUCAACAGAAGGCGACACUAUUUGCAUCUCACAAUAUACCAAGCCUGAUGUCAUAAUGAACCUCACAGCUGAUGAUAUUACAACAUCCUCUGUGUUACUAAACUGGACUAAACCAAACGGUCAAAGCUCCCAUUACCGUGUAGAAUAUGAAGAUAAGAAUGUGACUUCUGAGAACACUUCUAUCAAAAUAAAUGGUCUAAUUUCUGGAGCACAGUACACAUUCAAAGUGUUUGCAGUUUCAGCUGAUCAUGUGACUGAGGGGAGAUCCAAUCAGAUUUCACUGUACACCAAGCCAAAUGUGAUUGGGAAUCUCAUAGUGUCUGAAGUCACAACAUUAUCUGUGUUUCUGUCAUGGAAUGAACCGAUUGGAAAUAGAUCUUUCUUUAAAGUUAAAUGGACUGACAAAACAAAGGAAACUAGUAACACUUCCCAUAACAUCACUGAUCUGACUGCUGGAGUCAAUUACACAUUCUGCAUCACUGCUGUGGCAGCAGAUAAUUCAACAGAAGGUGGCGCUAUCUGCAUCUCACAAUAUACAAAGCCUGAUGUCAUAAUGAACCUCACAGCUGAUGAUAUUACAACAUCCUCUGUUUCACUAAACUGGACUAAACCAAACGGUCAAAGCUCCCGUUAUCGUGUUGAAUAUGAAAAUAAGAAUGUGACUAUUGAGAACACUUCUAUCAAAAUAAAUGAUCUAAUUUCUGGAGCACAGUACACAUUCAAAGUGUUUGCAGUUGCUGCUGAUCAUUUGACCGAAGGGAGAUCCAAUCAGAUUUCACUGUACACCAAGCCAAAUGUGAUGGGGAAUCUCUUAGUGUCUGAAGUCACAACAUUAUCUGUGUUUCUGUCAUGGAAUGAACCAAUUGGAAAUAGAUCUUUCUUUAAAAUUAAAUGGACUGACAAAACAAAGGAAACUAGUAACACUUCCCAUAACAUCACUGAUUUGAUUCCUGGAGUCAAUUAUACAUUUUGCAUCACUGCUGUGGCAGCAGAUAAUUCAACAGAAGGCGGCGCUAUCUGCAUCUCACAAUAUACGAAGCCUGAUGUCAUAAUGAACCUCACAGCAGAUAUUACAACAUCCUCUGUUUUACUAAACUGGACUAAACCAAUCGGUCAAAGCUCCCGUUACCGUGUAGAAUAUGAAAAUAAGAAUGUGACUACUGAGAACACUUCUAUCAAAAUAAAUGGUCUAAUUUCUGGAGCACAGUACACAUUCAAAGUGUUUGCAGUUUCUGCUGAUCAUGUGACCGAAGGGAGAUCCAAUCAGAUUUCACUGUACACCAAGCCAAAUGUGAUUGGGAAUCUCAUAGUGUCUGAAGUCACAACAUUAUCUGUGUUUCUGUCAUGGAAUGAACCGAUUGGAAAUAGAUCUUUCUUUAAAGUUAAAUGGACUGACAAAACAAAUGAAAAAACAAAGGAAACUAGUAACACUUGCUAUAACAUCACUGAUCUGACUGCUGGAGUCAAUUACACAUUCUGCAUCACUGCUGUGGCAGCAGAUAAUUCAACAGAAGGUGGCGAUAUCUGCAUCUCACAAUAUACAAAGCCUGAUGUCAUAAUGAACCUCACAGCUGAUGAUAUUACAACAUCCUCUGUUUUACUAAACUGGACUAAACCAAACGGUCAAAGCUCCCGUUAUCGUGUUGAAUAUGAAAAUAAGAAUGUGACUAUUGAGAACACUUCUAUCAAAAUAAAUGAUCUAAUUUCUGGAGCACAGUACACAUUCAAAGUGUUUGCAGUUGCUGCUGAUCAUUUGACCGAAGGGAGAUCCAAUCAGAUUUCACUGUACACCAAGCCAAAUGUGAGGAAUCUCUUAGUGUCUGAAGUCACAACAUUAUCUGUGUUUCUGUCAUGGAAUGAACCAAUUGGAAAUAGAUCUUUCUUUAAAAUUAAAUGGACUGACAAAACAAAGGAAACUAGUAACACUUCCCAUAACAUCACUGAUUUGAUUCCUGGAGUCAAUUAUACAUUUUGCAUCACUGCUGUGGCAGCAGAUAAUUCAACAGAAGGCGGCGCUAUCUGCAUCUCACAAUAUACAAAGCCUGAUGUCAUAAUGAACCUCACAGCAGAUAUUACAACAUCCUCUGUUUUACUAAACUGGACUAAACCAAUCGGUCAAAGCUCCCGUUACCGUGUAGAAUAUGAAAAUAAGAAUGUGACUACUGAGAACACUUCUAUCAAAAUAAAUGGUCUAAUUUCUGGAGCACAGUACACAUUCAAAGUGUUUGCAGUUUCUGCUGAUCAUGUGACCGAAGGGAGAUCCAAUCAGAUUUCACUGUACACCAAGCCAAAUGUGAUUGGGAAUCUCAUAGUGUCUGAAGUCACAACAUUAUCUGUGUUUCUGUCAUGGAAUGAAACGAUUGGAAAUAGAUCUUUCUUUAAAGUUAAAUGGACUGACAAAACAAAUGAAAAAACAAAGGAAACUAGUAACACUUCCCAUAACAUCACUGAUUUGAUUCCUGGAGUCAAUUAUACAUUUUGCAUCACUGCUGUGGCAGCAGAUAAUUCAACAGAAGGCGGCGCUAUCUGCAUCUCACAAUAUACAAAGCCUGAUGUCAUAAUGAACCUCACAGCAGAUAUUACAACAUCCUCUGUUUUACUAAACUGGACUAAACCAAUUGGUCAAAGCUCCCGUUACCGUGUAGAAUAUGAAAAUAAGAAUGUGACUACUGAGAACACUUCUAUCAAAAUAAAUGAUCUAAUUUCUGGAGCACAGUACACAUUCAAAGUGUUUGCAGUUUCUGCUGAUCAUGUGACCGAAGGGAGAUCCAAUCAGAUUUCACUGUACACCAAGCCAAAUGUGAUUGGGAAUGUCAUGGUGUCUGAAGUCACAACAUCAUCUGUGUUUCUGUCAUGGAAUGAACCGAUUGGAAAUAGAUCUUUCUUUAAAAUUAAAUGGACUGACAACACAAAUGAAAAAACAAAUGUAACUAGUAACACUUCCCAUAACAUCACUGAUCUGACUGCUGGAGUCAAUUACACAUUCUGCAUCACUGCUGUGGCAGCAGAUAAUUCAACAGAAGGCGGCGCUGUCUGCAUCUCACAAUAUACAAAGCCUGAUGUCAUAAUGAACCUCACAGCAGAUAUUACAACAUCCUCUGUUUUACUAAACUGGACUAAACCAAACGGUCAAAGCUCCCGUUAUCGUGUAGAAUAUGAAAAUAAGAAUGUGACUACUGAGAACACUUUUAUCAAAAUAAGUGAUCUAAUUUCUGGAGCACAGUACACAUUCAAAGUGUUUGCAGUUUCAGCUGAUCAUGUGACUGAGGGGAGAUCCAAUCAGAUUUCACUGUACACCAAGCCAAAUGUGAUUGGGAAUCUCACAGUGUCUGAAGUCACAACAUCAUCUGUGUUUCUGUCAUGGAAUGAACCGAUUGGAAAUAGAUCUUUCUUUAAAGUUAAAUGGACUGACAAAACAAAGGAAACUAGUAACACUUUCCAUAACAUCACUGAUCUGACUGCUGGAGUCAGUUACACAUUCUGCAUCACUGCUGUGGCAGCAGAUAAUUCAACAGAAGGCGGCGCUAUCUGCAUCUCAAAAUAUACACAGCCUGAUGUCAUAAUGAACCUCACAGCUGAUGAUAUUACAACAUCCUCUGUUUUACUAAACUGGACUAAACCAAAUGGUCAAAGCUCCCAUUACCGUGUAGAAUAUGAAGAUAAGAACAUGACUACUGCGAACACUUCUAUCAAAAUAAAUGAUCUAAUUUCUGGAGCACAGUACACAUUCAAAGUGUUUGCAGUUGCUGCUGAUCAUGUGACCAAGGGGAGAUCCAUUCAGAUUUCACUGUACACCAAGCCAAAUAUGAUCAGGAGUCUAAAUGCAUCUGAAGUCACAACAUCAUCUGUGUUUCUGACAUGGGAUGAACCAAGUGGAAAUAGAUCUUUCUUUAAACUUAAAUGGACUGAAGAGAAAAGGACGUAUACAACAACUACUAACACUUCCUAUCACAUCACUAAUCUGAAACCUGGAGUCAAUUACACAUUUUGUAUCACAGCUGUGGCAGCAGAUCAUUCAACAGAAGGCGAGACUUUCUGCAUCUCACAAUAUACCAACAUAGACGACGUUGUGCCUGGUCUUGGUGUGAUUGUUGGCUCUGUUGUGGCAGUGAUCUGUUUUCUCUUUAUCAUCACUCUCAUUUUCUUCUUCUAUUCAAGAAGACAAACACAAAAACAAUGUCCUGACAUCCCUGUACACAACCUUAGAGAUAAAAUUAAUCUUGCUUUAAGAAUAGAAGAUUAUGACGAAUACUUUAAGCGGAAACAUGCGGAUUCCAACUGUGGUUUUGCUGAAGAGUAUGAGGAAUUGAAAUCUGUUGGAAAGGCACAGUCAAAGGACGCUGCAGAGGCUAUUGAAAACAAGGCAAAGAACCGUUACACCAAUGUUUUACCUUAUGAUGCUUCAAGAGUGAAAUUAUCAAUGUGUGGCAACCCCUUUGAUGACUACAUCAAUGCCAACUAUGUUCCAGGCUACAAUUCAAGAAAAGAAUUUAUUGCUGCUCAGGGUCCGUUGCCCGUUACAGUGAAUGAAUUCUGGAGAAUGAUCUGGGAGAAGAAUGUCUACACCAUUGUGAUGCUGACCAAAUGUAAUGAGCUGGGACGGGUGAAAUGUGAGAAAUACUGGCCAUCUGGGACAAAUCAUUAUCAUAACAUCUCAGUGACGACCACCUCAGAGAUAUCACUGGACAGCUGGACUAUCAGAGACUUCAAGAUUAAAAAUGUGAAAACAGCAGAAACUCGCUACGUACGCCAGUUCCACUUCACAGCGUGGCCAGAUCAUGGAGUUCCACAGACCACUGAAGUCCUCAUUGAUUUCAGACACCUGGUGAGAGAACACAUGGACCAGUACUCACGCCACUCUCCAACUGUGGUGCAUUGCAGUGCUGGUGUGGGAAGAACAGGGACCUUCAUUGCUAUUGACCACCUGAUUUUCCAGAUUGAAAGAGAAAGCAUGGUGGACGUCUACGGAAUUGUUAAUGAUAUGCGCAUGCACAGGCCUCUCAUGGUGCAGACCGAGGAGCAGUAUGUUUACCUUCACCAGUGUGCGUAUGACAUAAUUCGAUCAAGAACCGGAACCAAUGUGGACUUAAUUUACCAGAACACAGAGGCAAUCAACUCCAUCUAUCAGAAUGUAAAAUACAUAAAAUCAUAAAUGUAGGCGGCCUUAAGAUGGCCCUAGUCAGAGCAUAUUUAAAAGAGCAUUUUAAGUUUUCUUUCAAAAUAAUGUAAUGCAUUCUUUACAUGUAGUUCAAUCUAAUUUAUUUUCUUGCACGAUACACAAAAUAAAAACAUUGUGUAAUAUUUUAAUUUUAAUAUAUAAAUAUAAAAGAUUACACUGGAAAGAAUGCAACAUUUUCUAUGUUAAUUUUGAAGUAAACAGCAAAUAAUGUAUAAAUAAUUAUAUUUAUAAUAUUUCAAUCAAGAGAUCUUUAUUUUUUUAAUUUCCAAUAUAUAUCAUUUUACAUGAUAUAUUUACUGCAAUAUCAAAAAUCCCAUGUUUUAUAAAAUGCUUAUCUCUUCAGUGACAUUUAGAGGAAUAUAUCUUACAAUAUUUAAACAUUUAGAGAAGAAAUAAAAUGAUUUUUCUUUUUUCCCCACUAGAAGGCACCCCCAGCCUCUCAAUGCAUGAUACAAAUGUGAAUAUGUUUGAGCUAUUAUGUUGAUAAUUAGAAAGAAAAUUGUUGUGGUUGAUAAGUUUUAUUAUUAUUGUUAUUUUUAUUAUUAUGUUGUUGUUGUAUUAAGGGUUUAGCUGUGUGCAGUUCAACCUGCUCUGCUGGAUAUGAGCAUUUGCUUGGGAUUUGUAAUUUAUAUUGUGUUUCAUUUUUAUACAGUACUAAUUUGAUUAGACAAGUAGCUUUCCAAGAGUGCUAAUAUUUAGUAAACAAACACAGCUACAAACUAUCCGAAUUAUGUCUGGAAAGUUAGUAACUCUAUAUUAAUGUUCUAUUUAUGGCACUUUUGUUUAAAAGCAAUCACACCUGCAACUGUACUGUUAUUAUACUUAGCAGCUGUGAUUACCUGCACUCUUACUUGUGCAAUAUUUCUUAAAUAUAUGACAAAGCACUAUAAAAAAAACUGCUUUUACUGUUUAUACAUUGCUAUGAUCAACAAAGUUAUCUGACAUUUUUAUUUGUAUUUGAACAACAGUGCACUAGAUUCUCUUUCCCACUUGCAUUUCACACUGGUCACUUACUUGUUUCUUGCUUCUAUAUUUUUUGAACAUAUAUGAUGAGGCUACUUGCAUAUAGGGAGUGUCUUUAGCUCUUUUUGAUUUUAUCAAAUUAUGAUCCAUUUAUUGUGAUGAUUCUGAUACAUGCUGGAAACUGUGAACACAAAAUGAAUAAAAAUAAAUGAAUUAAAAAAUAUAUAUAUAUCAAAA